Oreochromis aureus is the source of this 2401-nucleotide messenger RNA. RefSeq names its product putative ferric-chelate reductase 1. The record is from RefSeq and is a predicted model, not a curated record. NCBI's taxonomy places the organism in Eukaryota, Metazoa, Chordata, Actinopteri, Cichliformes, Cichlidae. Gene Ontology annotation, molecular function: oxidoreductase activity, acting on metal ions. The transcript is spliced from 15 exons. The coding region runs from base 133 to 1851 and encodes 572 amino acids.
CGGCGCUCCCUCGACACACUGUUGAAACAGCGCCAGCACUUAAGCAUCUCGUCUCAGUUACCUGCAGUGCUCCGCCCUGCUCAUCAGCAGUCCUGUGAUACUGGUGCUCGUUGUUUCUCACUGACUAGAGUGAUGAGUUGCCUGAAAAAUAAUCUAGUUGCAAUGGAUCUUCUUGUGUUGCUGCUACUCUGCACUGUUUCACCGGUCCGAGGCUACCGCUCAGGUCUGGUUAUAGACAGCUGUGAAGACAUGCACCUCCACCGCUCUGGGCUGAGCCCACAGACAGCACCGUCACCCUUUACUGUCACAACUGAGCACAAACGGUACAGACUUGGAGAGGAUGUCAAAGUUGAGCUACAGGGUCCGGUCUCAACACCAUUCACUGGUUUCCUGUUGGAGGCUAGAGAAGUGGGAAACGAGACUCCUGUGGGUUCCUUUGCCAUACCAGCAGGGGCUGCUAAACUCCUCACCUGCAGCCAAAGACCUAACUCAGCUGUGUCCCACAGGUCAGGCUUUAAUAGCAGCUACAUUCAGGUGACAUGGAAAUCAGAACCAUCAAGAGACAUCAAAGGGGUUCAGUUCCGUGCAUCCUUUGUGCAGAAUUCUACAACAUUUUGGGUUAAUGUGACGAGCCCUGUCCUGACCUUCACUAAUCGUAGAGCUGCUCGAUCGGCAGUUAAAUCAGCUGGAUCCAUCUCUAGUGCUAGCUGUGGGGUCACCAAGGUGUGCUUCAGUCAGCCUCCAAACUGUGACCCAGCAGUCAGUUCUAGCUGUUAUUUCAUGUCAGCCAUGAUGUUACCUGGUGGUACAGCCGUCCGCUAUGAGAUGACUGGUCCUAAUGAAGGAUACAUCGCUUUUGGAUUCUCUGCUGAUCAAAUAAUGGGAAAUGAUGAUAUUUAUGUUUGCGGCGUAAACAGCAAUGGACAAGCUGGUGUGCAACACAUGUAUUCAACAGGUCGAUCAAAGCCAGAAACGCGUCCUCUGGGAAAUGUUUAUAAUGUAACAACGUCGGUGCAAAACGGUGUCAUCAGCUGUUCCUUCACUACUACGAAUGUAAUUUCUAUUCAGGGGACUUCAGGUUUCAACCAAUCCUACUACCUGUUGUUUGUCCAUGGACCCACCAGCAGCGGACAAAUAAAAUUCCAUACAGAUGACUUCUCCAGCAAUAAAGCGAUCAAUAUUUAUAGUCCUCUGGCUGUCGGCAAUGGUGACUUUCCUGAUAUCAUGAAAGCUCAUGGUGCACUGAUGCUGAUUGCCUGGAUGACCACAGCAUCACUAGGAAUGAUGGUUGCCCGAUAUCUGAAAAAAAUGGCCAAGGGAAAGAGAAUGUACAACAAAGAUCUCUGGUUUGUGGUCCAUGUUGCAGUAAUGUGUCUGACAGUAGCUGCCACAAUCAUCGCUUUCAUCCUCGCUUUCUCGUAUGCUCAGGACUGGUCUGGGGGAGCACAUCCAGUGUUGGGCUGCCUGGUUAUGAUCCUCUCACUCAUCCAGCCUAUUGGGGCUUUGCUGCGCUGUGGGCCACAACAUCACCUGAGGUAUCUGUUUAACUGGACACAUUUUUUAAAUGCAGUGGCAAUAAAAUCUUUAGCAGUGGCAGCCAUAUUUACAGGCCUGGACAGGAUUGACAGUGAUGAUGGGUGGCUAAUGAAAGUGAUGGGUGGCUUCCUUGCCUGGGAAGUUCUCUUCAUUAUCAUGUUGGAGGUCCAUGACUGGAUAGUUAAGCACAGAGAUGGUACUGCUGAUCAAAUGGAAUCGGCAUUGCUCAGGGGCGACGGUUGCCUGAUCAUUGUUUACCUUCUGGGAAACCUUUGCUUUUUGGUGGCACUUCUGGUUGGAAUUGGACAGAAAUGAGCAGCAGAAGAAUCUUCCAAAGAGUUUCCCUGUAGUUUUUAUUUUUAUCAUCACUUUUGACAUACUUGAUGAGAGACUGCACUGAAAAUUCAGACCAUUGAUGAAUCCUGGAGAGUUUCUCUCACUAAUUUCCUUUAAAAUAUAUAUUUAUGUGGUGUUUUUCAGUUUGCCAGUAUAUUUUAAUGAUAAUCAGCAUUAAACCUCAUUAUGCCAAAGUUUACUGUCCAUUAUAUAUGUAAUAUUUUUGUUUUGAAACACUAGACUGUGCAUUCUAGAAGUCUUAUUUUGAAAUCGUAGUUUGUUACUGUUCAGUGUGUUUGCAGCCGAUUUCUGCCACUCAAUGUUUUCUUGUAUAGUGUUGUCUUUGUCUCUAUUGUUUCCCUGUUAAGUUGCUUCCUGUAUUAGAUUUGAGUCUCUUCUGCUUUUCCUUUAGUUUUACUUCCACUUUCAUUGUCUGUGGUUUGUGCCUCAUCACCCAUGUUUCCAGUCUUUGCAUGUUUUUAUUUUUUUACUUUGACAUACUAAGUAAUAAAGAGGAAGUUUUUGAUUA